UCCAAAAUGGCUGCCACGCUGUCAUUUCGCUGGUUGGAAAUUCUCGAAAAAGAAUUUGACAAAGCUUUUGUAGAUCUUGAUUUGUUGCUUGGAGAAAUUGACCCAGACCAAUGUGAACUAACAUUUGAAGGCAGGCAGAAAAUGACAGCUCUCAGUGCUGCGUUUGCUCAGCUUUGCCACAAGGCUCAAACAGUCUUUCAGUGCAAUGCUAAACUUGAGGCUCAACUAGUGGACAUGCGGUCUGACAUCGUUGAAAUACAAGCUGCUAAGGCUGUGAUUGAGAAGGAGCUCCACACACUGUUGCUGCAGCUACACUCCUCACAGCUCCAGAUGCAAGCACUCAGAGGCAUGGAGGUGGAUUCAGAAGACAUCAAGCGCAAGCUGGAAAAUGAAUUGGAGUCAAGAACAGCAGACUUGAUGGGAAUGGCUCGUCUUGAGGUUGAAAUGAAGGAGUUAAGAAAAGAAAAUUCUGAACUAAGGCAGUAUAUUCUUGCCCUACAGAGUGAGGUGUACGGUGCCAGGUUAGCAGCAAAGUACCUGGACAAGGAGCUUGCAGGAAGAAUUCAGCAGAUCCAGCUCCUGGGACGGGACAUGCGGGGAUCAGAACACGACAAGCUGUGGAACCAACUGGAGGCUGAGAUACACCUACAUCGACACAAGACGGUCAUCCGGGCCUGCAGGGGGCGCUCCAACAGGAAGAAGAGGCUACCUGUACCGCCAGGACAUGAUUUCCAGUCAUUGAAGAGAAAGCAUGGUUUAGGAGAAGCCCGAACUAUCAAACUGACAAAAAGUGCUGAUGAGGGCCUCGGCAUGUCCAUUACAGGAGGAAAGGAACAUGGAGUCCCCAUCCUCAUCUCCGAAAUCCACGAGGGUCAACCUGCUGACAGAUGUGAGGGCCUCUUUGUCGGAGACGCAAUAUUGUCAGUGAAUGGUAUUGAUCUGAGACAGGCCAAACACUCUGAAGCUGUACAAGUCCUCUCUCAACAGCAAGGAGAGAUAUCAAUGGAAGUGAUGUUUGUGGCCCCUGAUGAGGACAGCGAUGAUGAGAAUAAAGAAUAUGAAGAUGAACAUGGUUUUAGAUACAGGAUAUACGAUGAUGAGGUGAUCAGCGACAACAGUGAUGUCAGUCGGACGGAGACACCAUCUUCAGCAAGACCGAUGACGAACGGCCCUACGACACCACCAGGGGGCGCUAAACCUGUCAACACAAGGAACAGUCAAACAAACAGCAUCCCUGAUGCCCCAGGGGCAAGUGGUGGGCAGAAAGUGUCCAUUGGUCAGCUCCAGCCAAACAGUAUACAGCACCAGCAGGCCGGACACAAGGACGCUGUUUUCAGUGGGAACCAAUAAUACAAUUGGACUAUCAAACAUACACAAAGGGAGGACUGAGUGUACAACACCAACAGAUGAACAACUGACACUUUCAUAAGAACUAAAUGAUCUGACCUGAGGCGGGACAAAUGUACAGUCAUCAAUGUGUUUUCUAUGUGUCUUUUAGAAAGAAAUCUGUGGCAAAGGUUUCAUUAAUAUUUUGUAUCAGUAACUUGAGGGGUCAAGGUUUUCAGGGGAGAUCACUGGGACAUCAUUUGUUGUAUAUACAGGAGAUAACUGUUAUCUAACAAAGGUAUCGCUUUAUCUAUUUAGGGGUGUAACUGUGAUGUCACUAGGCACAUUGCAGGGGGAUAACUGAGGCAUCACUAUGUCUAGGAAGGGGGAUAACUGGGUUGUUACCAGGUCUACAAGGGGGAUAACUGAGACAGUAUCCUCAAACUAACUGUGGAUAUACAUUGUUGGAUUGGAUCACUGUUGUACAUUGUACAUUAUGAAUGAAUUGGUUUUGAAAUGAGAUGUUGUGUUGAAUGGUGGGACACAUGGGAAUGAGGUUGUGUUGUGUUACUCAUCACUGUUUGUUAAACUAUUAUACAUAAGUAACCCAACAUAAGUCUGUGAAUUGAGCCAGCUGCUGAAAGCUGAUAUAUAAGGAGUAAAAUAUAUUUGUAUAUUGCAUAGGCUUGCAUGUUGAUACUUGAUGUGUGGCAGACAGACAUUACCCACAAUUAGACAGUUCCUGAAGUCUAUCAUCAGCAGUACCUGCUCCUAUCAUGCAUACAAAAACACAUCACUCACACACAGGCAUUUUUAAAGACACCAAGUAUCACUGAACAUUGUCAAAAACCAACAGGACUGUUGAUCACGUCACUACAUAACCGUACAUCAAUAACCUAAUCACUGCAGGACCUGUAUUUGUCAUUAAAUGUGGGCAACAGAGUUAUUUGUCAGAGGUCCUGUAAGUCCUGUGAGGCGCUACUUCUGGUACUAAGCUGGUUCCCAGCUCCCUUUGCACGUGCCAACUUGCGAUAUGCGAGAUGGGGCCCAGCUUACUUCCGGUACCAGACUUCCGGCUACAAGCAUAUAUUCAAGAACCAAGUCUAGUUCCAAAUUGCACGACUGCCAGAUAUGACUUCACAAGACCAGACCAAGUUUACAACAAUGCUUGUCUGUCACAGCUGUUGACAGUCAUAAUAAUUGGCUAAUUUGGUGAUGGUUAAAUCGGAAAUUUGUUAUACUGGCAAGGAUU
Messenger RNA from Haliotis rubra (blacklip abalone), 2578 nucleotides. RefSeq names its product Golgi-associated PDZ and coiled-coil motif-containing protein-like. Gene Ontology annotation, molecular function: transmembrane transporter binding. Gene Ontology annotation, biological process: negative regulation of protein localization to cell surface. The coding region runs from base 7 to 1350 and encodes 447 amino acids. Gene Ontology annotation, cellular component: Golgi apparatus; membrane; trans-Golgi network transport vesicle. The transcript has 9 exons. The record is from RefSeq and is a predicted model, not a curated record. Lineage: Eukaryota; Metazoa; Mollusca; Gastropoda; Lepetellida; Haliotidae.